CGUGUUGUGGAAGAUGGGAAUGUUUCGGAAUCCUACGACGCGAAACGGGGAGUAUUUAGAAGGGAUGAUAAAUGAGUAUGUUGGAGGAGGAAAGGGAAAGUUAAGAGCUCAAAGAAAUACCUCAACAAAGCUUGUUACUGCUCUUACAUGUCUCCAGUUUGCCUUUGCAAUAUAUGCAACGUUUUUACUUUAUUAUGUGAGCCCUGCAAUAGACUUGAGAACCAAACCAGAUUUCUCUUGGGCUACUAGAAUUGCUCAGCAAUGGAAACAGUUUGUAAUACCGCCCCACGUCGUGGGACGAUAUCAAGAACAAACUUCUUUUGCGGAAUUCAGACCGAUCACACCGGAGGAAGCUUGUGAGAACGAGAAGAUUGAUUUCGAGCAAAAGAAGUCGAAUGAUGCACAGAUGAUCAAGUUGAAAACAGAGCUUUAUAAUGAGGUUUUAGAUUUUCAAAGCCAAAGCUUUGGAACUGAAACUCUUUCUCAGCUUAUGGCAAUGAAGUCCAAAUGGGAUUUGAGAGGGAAAAACAAGCCAAAAGUUACUGUGAUCUUGAACCAUUUCAAGAGGAAAACUCUGUGUGCACAGAUUAACUCUUUGCUGCAUCAAACUCUUCCUUUCCACCAUGUUUGGGUGCUUGCAUUUGGGAGCCCAAAUGAGCUCUCAUUGAAGAGAAUUGUAGAUAGCUAUAACAACUCAAGAAUUAGCUUCAUUAGUUCAAGCUAUGACUUCAAGUACUAUGGAAGGUUCCAAAUGGCCUUACAAACCGAGGCCGAUUUAGUAUACAUUCUCGACGACGACAUGAUUCCUGGCCAUAAAAUGCUACAGAUUUUGUCUCAUGUAGCAGGGACGGAGAAGUACAAGAAUGCAGUUUUGGGCAGUAUAGGGAGGAUUUUGCCAUUUCGACAGAAGGAUUUCACGUUCCCGAGUUAUCGGAAGUUUCGUUCCAAGGAGGCGGGGCUUUACUUGCCUGAUCCUGCUUAUAACAUCACAGUCAAUAAAAUUGUGCAGGUUGAUUUUCUCUCCAGCUCUUGGUUCUUAUCUGCAGAGCUUGUUAAGACGCUUUUCAUUGAAACUCCAUUCACCUUUGCAACAGGGGAAGAUCUCCAUCUAAGCUAUCAGCUUCAAAAAUACAGAAACGCAGGCUCGUUUGUUCUUCCUGUAGAUCCAAAAGACAAGGAAACCUGGGGUGAUAGUGAACACAGGCUGGCUUACGUGUCCGAGACAACUGUGAUAUUUAAGGACAUCGUUCAAGUUCGGGACGAUCAAUGGUGGAAAGCGCUGUCUACUGGCUAUGUCACACAAUGGGCAGCCAUGCAUCCUCAAAAGAUAGAUGCUCUAUUCUAUGCUCAUUCUGUUGAUGAAGUUAAAGCACUAGCCCCACUUCUUGAAAAGUUCAGGUCCACUAUUGGCAAGAAAGCUUAUAUUGUAGUGUCGGGAGGCACUUUUUGCCCAUGUGAAGAUGCUGCAGCUGCUCUUAAAUGGCCUAAGUUGGUGUGUAAAGAACGGAGGUUCAAGAUAUUUGACUUAGCUAUUGGGGCUCUCUCUGGCCUAUCUAAUUCUGAGGUGCCCGUGGUGCAAGCAGUGUAUGCUAGUAUGAAGGGAUUGAUCCAAAUACACAAUCCAAGCAUCAUCGUCACGGUAGCCGAUCUCGAUCCUAACGUAAAGAAGGCUUUGAAAAUGGCGUCCGAGGCUAACAUGAAUACUACAACACUGAUUCUUUUACCAAGACCUUCCAUUUCAAAAGUUCUUUGGAUGGCUGAUCUUCGACCAACCGCAAUUCCAAAUUGGAACAAGAUGCGGAUUUCAAUCAACAUUAUCACACAAAACCGUGCCAAUUCGUUAACAAGGCUUCUCAAAUCACUCAAAGAUGCAUAUUACCUAGGGGAUGAGAUACCUAUCAGCUUCAACAUGGACAGCAAAGUGGAUGAGGAAACUAUCAAAUUAGUAAGCUCAUUUGAGUGGCCCCAUGGCCCCAAAAGCCUUAGAAGGAGAAUCAUCCAAGGAGGGCUAAUACGAGCAGUGAGCGAGAGUUGGUAUCCAGCUUCAGACGACGAUUACGGUCUCUUACUCGAAGAUGAUAUCGAAGUCUCUCCAUACUACUACCUAUGGAUCAAAUAUGCCCUCCUAGCAUACCACUAUGAUCCACAAAUAUCUCUACCUGAGCUAUCGACGAUAUCGCUUUACACACCUCGGCUAGUCGAAGUGGUGAAGGAAAGGCCUAAAUGGAAUGCAACAGAGUUUUUCCAGCGGAUUCAUCCAAACACACCUUACCUCCACCAGCUGCCCUGCAGCUGGGGAGCACUUUUCUUCCCCAAACAUUGGAGGGAAUUUUAUGUUUACAUGAACUCAAGAUUCACAGAAAAUGCCAAGGAAAAUCCAGUUCAAAUCCCUAAAUCAAGAACAAACGGUUGGCAGGCAUCAUGGAAGAAGUUCCUAAUCGACAUGAUGUACCUAAGAGGCUACGUCAGUUUGUAUCCAAAUUUCCCAAAUCAAGCCAGUUUUUCAACAAAUCACAUGGAACCAGGCGCUCACAUAAGUGCAAAAGACAAUAUCGUGAAGCAUAACAAGGAAGAUUUCGAGGUUCCAUUACUGAAAGAAAACUUCGUGAAUUUCUUACCUAACGGCAAAUUGCCGGCGGCUUCGAGACUGCCGUCGCUGAACCUCUUCAAUCAACCGGUUUCUCUGAAGGGACUCAAAUCCGCCGGAGCCAAACUAAGGCAAGAUGUUCUGAAAUGCGAAGUUUCGGAGAUCGUAGCGGUGAAUCAUCAAACUGGUCUGCCUUCGCAUUGCGCAAAAUUCUGAUUUGUUCUUGAGGAUUUUUUACUUCUUUUCGGCAAUAAAUUUGCUGAAUUUCAUCACUUUGCCUGUAAUUUGGUUGGUAUGAUCUGAUCGAUUUAAUAACAAUAAAGAAAAAAAAGAAAAGCAUUCAAUUUGAA
Messenger RNA from Cucurbita pepo subsp. pepo (vegetable marrow), 2937 nucleotides. RefSeq names its product glycosyltransferase family protein 2. The record is from RefSeq and is a predicted model, not a curated record. Lineage: Eukaryota; Viridiplantae; Streptophyta; Magnoliopsida; Cucurbitales; Cucurbitaceae.